Messenger RNA from Bursaphelenchus xylophilus (pine wood nematode), 14339 nucleotides. Lineage: Eukaryota; Metazoa; Nematoda; Chromadorea; Rhabditida; Aphelenchoididae. The record is from the annotation of a GenBank genome assembly.
AUGGUCGCCAAAUCCCUACUAACCCUGGUUUUACUGAUCCAAUCAGCGACGUCGAUCAAACGAGCGCUUUACAAAGAUGGCGACACAUAUAAUCUACCACCCCAGAGGAAAUGUAAGUGGUUUUCUGAAUAAUUUUUUCUUCAUGGAUAAGGUCUUGGAAUUUUGAUUCACAUGGAGAAUAUCUGGGUUUAAUUGAGCAAGUUUUGAGUCUUAGACAAAGAAUAGACUCUGAUGAAGGUUGUACAUAGAUUUCAUGAGGUUCUGAGUGCGUCUUCUACUCUUUUUGACUUGAUUUAGGUAUCAAUGGGUCUAUUUUUAACAUGGAUAACAUUUUGAUGUCCCACGGCGCGGAAUGUUUAUUUUUCUCAAAUUUUUUGAUGUUUCCAACUGUAUUAAGCUUCGUGCUUGCUAUUUAUGAGACUUCCACGUUGUUUUCAUAGGGAAAUAUUGUUUUAGACAUCAGUUUUUAGUUGAAGGUCAAGCAUAAGGUUGAGAGCAAAAUUUGAGCCGAAAAUUUUGGAUUUUGCUUUGAAAGGUCUGUAAUAUGAAGUAGAUGCCUUAUUUACAUUUAUAAUUGCGGAAACAAGAUAAAAUUGCAUAACUUUUCAUCAGUUUUUCAAGAGAUGCCUCAUGGGUAAUGUAGUGGAUUUUCGCGGAUGUGGACGGAAACCUUGACGAUAUUUUGCGUUUUUUGGAUAGAAAAUGACUUGAUCAAUGGGCUGGAAAAAUUUCACGGCAAUAUCUUGCCUAUUUUUUGAGCUUUUGCCAUUUUUUGUUUUACUUGUAGACAGCUCAUCAUGGGUAAUAUUUUCGCUCUUUUCUCCUCAAAUCUCUCUUUUAUCUUGUAGUCUCUUGAUAUCCAAUGAUAGAACAAGCCAUCCAGAUUCUAAGAAAUGUCUUUUCAACUUGAUAUAACAUGACUAACCACACUAAUUCGACUAACUUUUGCAGGGACAGUAAAUGACCAGGAAGGCAAGUUUAACACACUAAUUGCGGUGGUGUAAACGUCUUGUUUCUGUGUAAUUUGUCCUCCAUAUUGUUGUUUACCUCGUGUAAUUUAUUUUUUCUCCAAAAAUUUGCAUUUUGCCUCAGGCAAUUUACCCUGUUUUCCCUGGAAAUCAAAAUUUUCGCUAAUUUUUUGAUUUUUUUGUUUUUUAGUCUGCCUUGGCACUACGAAUGGCCGAACGGCGGCUGGCGCCCUCCCCAAUGAGACCCGCUACGAAGUGUUGUUGAAGAGUUUCGUCCGCUGCAAGCGGAUUAUCGGCAAUUUGGAGAUCAGCCACAUUAGUCAUAAUGACACAAUUAACGAUGUCGACGUUCGAAUCGACAAUGGAACACAGAUUGUUACGCGCAGAAAGCCCUUUUGGUUCCUUCAUGAUCUUGAAGAGGUAAUAUUUCGUCAUUUUGUUAUGAAAAAUGCGAAAAUUUGAAAAAUUUUUGUAAAAUUCUUGAAAUUUUUUGAAUUUAAAUUCGUUUAUUUUGAAAUUUAUUGAUGCUGAAUUGUUGUUUAAGCUUUUCAUUUACUGUAUAUUCAGUAAAAUACAAUCUGAUUUCAUAAAAAUCGAAAAAAUAUCAAAAUUUCAUCAAAAACCCCCUCUUUUCACCUAAAACAAGGUGAAACUCCUUGAAAAAACGCUCAAAACUCAUGAAAUUUCCUUUCAGAUUACCGGCUACAUCCUCAUCUACAACGUGGAGAUCAAAGAAAUCGCAUUCCCGUCGCUGAAAAUCAUCUGGGGCGACAAAUUGCACGAGGGCCAGGCAAUCCAGCUGGAUUCGAACCCAUUUCUGACGAUUGUCAACCUCCCACAGCUCCGCGAAGUCCAUCACGGCACGAUUCAGAUCCGCCGGUGUCCCCGGCUUUGCUUCAUACGCAAGACGGUCGAUUUUGGAGAGGUGAAUUUUGAGAUUUUUUUGAAAUUUAGGCAUGAAUAAGAUGGAGAUGGAAAAUUUUUGCAAAAAAAUUUCAUUUUUUUUGCAGCUGCUGGGCUCAGGAAGUCAAUUCCGCGUCAGAUUCAUCGAUGAAGUGCCUCCCGUAUGCCCGCCGGUGGUCGAAUGUCACCCAUCUUGCAAUGGAAAUUGCUUCGGCCCAACGGAAAAUCAGUGUCAGACAGGUAAAGAAGUGGGUCAGGAAUGAAAUUCAGAGGAUUUUCGGAAAUUUUGGGUCGUAUUUUAGGCUGGGACUGGAAAUUUGGGCGGGGUAUUGGGUGUUUUAGGAGGUUUGGACCUUAUUUUAGGUAAUUUUUUGAUUUUUUUGGAAAUUUGGAAGGGUUUUAUGAUGCCUUUGGAGGAUUUUAGAGAGUUUUAGAGUGUAUACAAGCUUGUUUGAAGGGUUGAAACUUGAAAUUUGGUUGUUUUUGAAAAUUUUAGACAUUAUUUUAGGUAAUUUUUAGGGUUUUUUUGGAAAUUUGGAAAGGUUUUAUGAUGCUUUUGGAGGAUUUUAUAAAGUUUUAGAUGGUUUAUUAGCUUUUUUGAAGGGUUUGAAUUUGAAAUUUGAUUGUUUUUAUUUUUUUAGACUUUAUUUUAGACGAUUUUUAGUGAUUUCGCCCCAUUUGAAGCUGUUUUUGUUUAUUUGUUGCUAGUGAAGGACUGUAGUUAGUCAAAGAAUUCUUCGAGCGAACGAUUUCACCUAUAAAAAUGAGGUUUUUGAUUAAAAAAUGCUAUCUUUUCAUGGUUUACCCCUAAUUUUAGUCUACCGCCGUCAAUGCUCGGCCUGCUCGUCCGGCCAAUGCUACCAGAAGGCGGGCGUCACCCACUGCUGCGACGAGGCCUGUCUGGGCGGCUGCUUCGGCGACGGGAAGGACCAGUGCGUCGCGUGUCUGGACUACCAGGAAGACGGCCGCUGCGUGACGGAAUGCCGCGGCACCUCGCGCUACAACAGCUCCCUCAUGAUCAUGCAGCCGAUGCCCGACCGCGAGAAGCGCUAUUACUACGAGAAGCACUGCGUCCAGCAAUGUCCAGCCGGCACGUUGAUCGAGGACCGGUAUUGUGUCGCACGGUGCAGCGAGGGAAAGUACAGAGACCCGUCGGGUAAGGAAUGCACGGGGCGGAAGAGGGAGGGGGAAUGAAAUGCACAGUGCAAAUCCUGCGACAAAGGAGUGCACGGUGCGGCCGGAAAAUUGAAGGAAAGGGGAAAUGCACAGUGCAAAUCCUGCGAUAAAGGAGUGCACGGUGCGGAAGGGAAAGAAAACAAAAAGUGCACCGUGCGAAAUCCGCAACAAAGGAAUGCACGGUGCGGCCAUAAAAAAUAAUGAAAGGGGAAUGCACAGUGCGAAAAGGGCGGGAAAGAAUGAGUAGACGCACUGUGCAAAUCCUGCGACAAAGGAAUGCACUGUGCGAAAGGGAAAGAAAACGGAGAGUGCACAGUGCGAAAUGAGAGUAUUUUCUGUUGUCCGCAAAUAAGAUUUCAAUUGUCCGCAAAUAGUUUUUCAAUUGUCCGCAAAUCCAAAUUUUUUUUUGUCCGCAAAUAAUCGGCUUUUCAUUGUCCGCAAAUAAUUUUUUUAAUUGUCCGCAGGUAAAAUUUCGUAAUUAAAACAGCAGUAGUAGGAAAACCUUCUUACAUACAAGGGAUGGAAAAUGGUUUUAAACGAGUGUAGCUUUUUCUCGAUGCAUUUUUGUGGUCACAGUGAAAGGCCACAUACUUUUUUUUAAAAUUUUUUAAUUUGCGGACAUUGAGAAUCCAAAAGGCUUUUCAUUGUCCGCAAAUAAAUUUUUUGGCCAAAUGGCCAUGGUUGGGGUGGAGUUGGGCCAAGAUGAUUCUGGAAUGUGAUCUAAAUAAUUUUUAGAGCAUGUCUGGUAAUUUUUGGGGCCAGUGGUGCCCCUCUAAUUCCAGAAUCAUCUUGGCCCAACUCCACCCAACCAUGGCCAUUUGGCCAAAAAAUUUAUUUGCGGACAAUGAAAAGCCUUUUGGAUUCUCAAUGUCCGCAAAUUAAAAAAUUUUAAAAAAAAGUAUGUGGCCUUUCACUGUGACCACAAAAAUGCAUCGAGAAAAAGCUACACUCGUUUAAAACCAUUUUCCAUCCCUUGUAUGUAAGAAGGUUUUCCUACUACUGCUGUUUUAAUUACGAAAUUUUACCUGCGGACAAUUAAAAAAAUUAUUUGCGGACAAUGAAAAGCCGAUUAUUUGCGGACAAGAAAAAAUUUGGAUUUGCGGACAAUUGAAAAACUAUUUGCGGACAAUUGAAAUCUUAUUUGCGGACAGUGAAAAUGGCGUCGGUGCGAAAUCUACGACAAAAGAAUGCACUGUGCGAAAAGGGCGGGAAAGGAUGAGUAGACGCACUGUGCAAAUCCUGCGACAAAGAAGUGCACAGUGCGGAAGAAAAAGAAACCAAGGAAUGCACCGUGCGAAACCCGCAAUAAGGAAUGCACGGUGCCGCCGGAAAAUUGAAGGAAAGAGGAAAUGCACUGUGCAAAUUUUGCGACAAAGGAGUGCACAGUGCGGAAGAAAAAGAAACCAAGGAAUGUACGGUGCGAAACCUGCAAUAAGGAAUGCACGGUGCGGUCGGAAAAUUGAAAGACAUGCACAGUGCAAAUCCUGCGACGAAGGUGUGCACAGUGCGAAUCUGCAAAAAAGAAGUGCAUGCACUGUGCGGAGGGAAGGGAACUUGGAGUGCACGGUGCGGCAAAAAGAAGUGUUGCACAUCGCAAGAGUAGUUUUUUCGGUGGGAUUGCACUGUGCGUUUUAUUUGAUGAGUGCACUGUGCGAUCACCGAAAAAUAAACGAUUGCACUGUGCCGGGUUUUCAGCAAACAAAAAAAUUGUGCAGCGACAAAUUUGUUGUGGAUCCGAAAAUAAAAUUCGUCGUAUUUCAGGCGAUGAGCGGCACUGUGUGCCCUGCGACGGGCCCUGCCCCAAAGUAUGCGUUCUCACCGAAUCCAUCGACUCCCAUAACAUCCAUCAGCUCGCGAAUUGCUCGGAAAUCGAAGGGAAUUUGGAGAUUCUGAACUACGUCUUCAGUCCCCAUCUCCCCCAUAUGAAGACCAGCCAGAUGGACAAAGUCCGUCCGUCGCUGGUUGAGCCGCUGAAAAUACAGGACCUGAAUGUUUUAAAGUCCGUGAAAAUCGUGACUGGACAUGUUGCCCUGGACGGAGGAGUCAAGCGAGGUCAGUUGGAGGCGGUUUGCAUCAAUUUUGGAGAGUUUCAGGUUUUCGUGGUGGGACCCAAAAUGGGAAAAAUUGAGAAAAUACUGCACGAACUGGGGGAUUUAGAAGGGAUUUAGUUGUAAAAUACGUCAGUAUUCUUUUUUAAAUUGAAUUUUGAUGGUUUUCGAGAGAAUUCAGGUUUUCGUGGUGGGACACAAAAUGGGAAAAAUCGCUGAAAUGGUCGUUUAGAUUUCAUUUCUUGGUAAAAUACGUUUCCUAGAAAACAAUUUGGUUGAUUCUGAGGAAUUUUUGAAGGUGAAGGUUUUCGUGGUGGGACCAGAAUUUGUAAAAAUCGAAAAAAUUGAGGAAAUGGAGAGGUUUGAGAGUCAGUCGUGGUAAAAUAAGGCGCAUACAUGACAACGCUAAUAAUUUUUUUCAUGUUUUGAAGAUUGAAAGUCUUCGUGGCGGGAAUCAAAAUUUAGAAAUUUUUAAAAAUUUCAUAAUUUUUGAGAUACAGUGGCGGACCGGAUCUAGUGACAAAAAACGUACCAUUUUGCAUCCGGGAAGUAUCAAAAAUGUAGCAAAAUGCUUCCCUUUCCAGUGAAAAGACUUCGUUUUGAAGGGCGCGCUUUUGAAAUCUGAGUUUUUUCACUUGGAGAGGGAAGCAUUUUGCCACAAUUUUUGAUGUUUCUCGGAUGCAAAAUGGCACAUUUUUUGCCACUGGAUCCUCACUGUAUUUCACAUCAAAAAUUAUGAAAUUUUCAAAAAUUUCUAAAUUUUGAUUCCCGUCACGAAGACUUUCAAUCUUCAAAACAUGUAAAAAAAAUUGUUUACGUUGUCAUCUAUGCCCUUUAUUUUACGACGACUGACUCUCAAACCUCUCCAUUUCCUAAAUUUUUUCGAUUUUUUUCCGAAUUUUGGUCCCACCACGAAAACCUUCACCUUCAAAAAUUCUUCAGAAUCAACCAAAUUGUUUCCUAGGAAACGUAUUUUACCAAGAAAUCAAAUCUAAACGACCGAUUUCAGCGAUUUUUCCCAUUUUGGGUCCCACCACGAAAACCUGAAUUCUCUCGAAAACCAUCAAAACUCAAUUUAAAAAAGAACACUGAAGAACCAGUCGUAUUUUACCAAUGAAUCCCUUCUCAAUUCCCCAGUUUGUGCAGUAUUUUCUCAACUUUUUUCCAUUAAUCAAAUCUAAACGACCAGCAGCAGCUUGAUUCUCGUUCAUAUUUUAGGGUCAGACGGGCCCAGAUCCCUCGAUUUCCUCGAGAAUUUGGAAGUGAUCGAAGGCCGCACCCUGUAUUUUGAGAAGUAUUCGUUUUAUGUGAUUGGCAACGAUAAUAUGCACGCUUUGGGCCUGAAAUCGCUCCGCAAAAUCGCGAACGGCGGCAUCUCGCUGACGAAGAAUAAGAACCUUUGCUUCGGCCAAACCAUCCCAUACAAGGAACUGUUCGGCGUGAAGGAUGUGGUCAUCAAGGAGAACAUGAAUCAGACAACUUGUGGUGAGUUUGAUGCAUGGAAGGGGAUUUGUUAGCAUUUAGAGCAGCUUGAAGAUAUUUCGGAGCCUUUGAAAACACGAUAAAAUAGUAAUUCAGCCGAAAAUUGGAUUUUUUUACAAUUUAUGGGUCUAAAAUAAGGUAAAUUGGUGUUUGCAGAGAACCUCGGCCGAGUUUGUGACCCCACAUGUCAUCCAGAAUUCGGAUGUUGGGGCCCAGGACCCUCGCAAUGCGUCAAAUGCCUCAAUUUUACCAAAGAUGGAUACUGCUCCGACAAAUGCCCAACUCAUGAUGGGUAAGUUUUCUCUCCUCUUUCGCACUGUGCACACAAAGGUCAAACAACAAAAUGCACUGUGCGGAAAGAAAAAGGAAGAAUGAGGAGCGCACGGUGCAAGAAUUGCGACAAACAUUCACUUUGGGUCGCAAUCGAAGGUUUCCGUUUUUGCACCGUGCAAAACUUUCUCUUGUUUGUCGCAAUUUUUUUGCCGGGCGGCGUGAGGUCUCAAUCGAUGGAAUUUUGCACGGUGCAAGCGAAAAGAUCAAUUUGCACGGUGCGACACGACGAAAACAACGAUUGCACAGUGUAAAAAAAAAACAAAAAGAGAAAAUCGCGGGAAAUGGGGAGAUUGCACAGUGCAUUCCCUAGCGACGUCGCAAACGAACAAUUCGCACCGUGCAAGCUGUCGUUUUCGCGCAAUGCGGCCCUCCCUCCAAGUUUCCCGCCAAUUUUCGAUUCCUCUUUUCUUUUUUGGAGGCGUGAUCAGGUGGCCGAGUGGUUAAGGCGAUGGACUGCUAAUCCAUUGGGGGUUUCCCCGCGUGAGUUCGAAUCUCAUCCUGAUCGAACUUGUUUUUGAGCGCGGAUUUGACCGAUUUUUGGUUGGAAAAGUAUGGAAAAUUGUAAAAUAUUUGUUUAGUAGUUGUUUCAGUGUAGAUUUAGUCUGGUUUUUUUUUGAAAACGGUUGAUUUUUUGUCGAAAUUUUAGAUUUUUUUCGAUUUUUUGACAUUUUCGCCAAUAUUUCCCCCAUUUUUUAGGUAUUUCAUCUCCCGCACCGACCCAUCGGACUGUCGCCCAUGCGCCGACGAAUGCCUCCGCUGCCAAGGCCCCACCGACUCGGAUUGCCUCAAAUGUCGAUGGUUUGAAAUGCCGAAAUUGGUCGGAAAUCAACUGAAAUGCGUCCGCCAAUGCCCCGCCGACACCUUCCAACACCUCAACCGGUGCGUGAAAUGCGCUCCGGCCUGCUAUCAGCACGGCUGCACCGGAAACGGAACCCAUCUCGGCGCCGGCGGAUGCAAUAAAUGCCUUUUCGCCAUCCGAAACACCUCCCAAGUGGAGUGUCUGGAGGGCGAGACGGAGGAAAGUGUGUGCAAGGAGAAUGGAUUCGUCAAUUAUCAUCUGAGUUUGGGCUCCUUGAAGGAGAAGAACACGAAAUUUGUGGGUUUUUGAGAUUUUUUGAUAUUACUUUAGGUGAUUUUGAAAAAUUUUUUAUGAAAUUUUGGGAAUUUUGAAAGUUUUUUAGGUUUUUGGGGGCAUUUACUGCAUUUAAAAAGCAUUUGAAAUGCAUUUUUUGGAAAUUUUCUAAAAAUUUUGCCAAUUUUUGAUAUUAAUUUAGGUGAUUUUGAAAAAUUUUUGAUGAAAUUUUUGGGAUUUUGAAAGUUUUUUAGGUUUUUGGGGGCAUUUACUGAAUUUACAAAGCAUUUGAAAUGCAUUGUUCGGAAAUUUUGUAAAAAUUUUGUCAAUUUUUGAUAUUAAUUUAGGUGAUUUUGAUGAAUUUUGGAAAAAAUUUUGGGGAUUUUCAGAGUUGUUGAGGGUUUUGAAGGCAUUUACUGCAUUUACAAAGCAUUUGAAAUGCAUUGUUCGGAAAUUUUGUAAAAAUUUUGUCAAUUUUUGAUAUUACUUUAGGUGGUUUUUGAUGAAUUUUUGAUGAAAUUUUGGGAAUUUCGAGAGUGUUUUAGGUUUUUGGGGGCAUUUACUGCAUUUACAAAGCAUUUCAAAUGCAUUUUUUGGAAAUUUUCUAAAAAUUUUAUCAAUUUUUUGAUAUUAAUUUAGGUGAUUUUGAAAAAUUUUUCUUGAAAUUUUGGGAAUUUUGAAAGAUUUUUAGGUUUUUGUGGGCAUUUACUGAAUUUACAAAGCAUUUGAAAUGCAUUGUUCGAAAAUUUUGUAAAAAUUUUGUCAAUUUUUGAUAUUAAUUUAGGUGAUUUUGAUGAAUUUUGGAAAAAAUUUUGGGGAUUUUCAGAGUUGUUGAGGGUUUUGAAGGCAUUUACUGCAUUUACAAAGCAUUUGAAAUGCAUUGUUCGGAAAUUUUCUAAAAAUUUUGUCACUUUUUGAUAUUAAUUUAGGUGAUUUUGAAAAAUUUUUGAUGAAAUUAUGGGAAUUUCGAGUGCUCCAAGGGAUUUUCAUGGGUUUUUUGUGAUUUUGAAAGAAUUUGGGAAGCUUUGCCUUAGGGCAUUUUUGAAAUAAGAUCGAUUUUUUAAAAUUUUGGAUAUUGUUUUAGGUAAUUUUGCUCAUUUUUUUGCUUUUUUAAAAUUUUUUUCUUGAGUAUUUUGUGACAAAAUGGUCUGAUUAGCCAUGUAUUUCUAUGAUAUUACAGUGAACAUUUUCAGAUGUGCGAAAAAUGCCCGGAGGAAUGCAGCUCUUGCACUCGGUCCACAAUCGACGCCAACGACUGCGAGUGCUCAAAGUACCGCCUGGUGACCCCGAAAUUCCAAGCAAAUGAGACGAUCGACCUACCAGACGAAUGCACUCUCACUUGUGGACAGUAGGUUUUGGGGUUUGAGAGGCUCGGAUAUUGUUUUAGGGAAAGGAAUGAAUUUAGAAUUUUGGGGGGAUUUGGAUAAAAUUUUGGAGGUUUUCUUGGUGAAAAUGACCUAUAGUAGAUUCUUAUAGAUCGUAAAGGAUAUAGGGUGUAUUUUCGAUAUUGUUUUUAUGCAUUUUAGAGUUAAAAACGGGAUUGUUUGGGAUUUUUUGGGUUUUCCGGGCGAUUUUUGGAUGUCUUUUGAAUUUUUUGCGACUUUAAUAUGUGGAGAUUCUGUUUUGAGUGCCGUAAAAAUUUAUCAUUUAUUUAUACCGUAUUUUACAAUAUUUUUUUUUGUUUUUUUUUCUAAAAAAUCCAGUUUGCCUCAACUUUUUUGUUAUUUUUUUUCUUUUCAGUGGCUCCAGAAUUAUCGUGAAUGCCACCGACAAGAGUCCAGUUCAGGUUUGCGAGCGUUGCAACGAUCUCUGUGACCCCGACUUCAGCUGCACAGGCCCUUCCCAAUUCGAAUGCGAUCAAUGCCGAGUGGGCGGAGUCAGGACUGAAGACGAUGUUACAGUAAGCUGAAAUGAUUUUUUUUAUUUUUUUUUUUGUAUUUUUGGAUAUAAUAUUCCUUUUUUGUAGUAUAGUAGAUCGAGUUAGUGGUGGAGACGUUUUAUACGCUGCAACAUGUUUCAUCGUAUAAAAUGUCCCAAGGCCAUAAAAAACACUAAGACUAAUGAAGAAUACGUGGAAAUGAAUUAAAAAGUGCUAGCUUACUAUUUAUGAGACGUUCCACUACAUUUUAGACAUUUUAUACGAGAAAACAUGUUUUAUGGUAUAAAAUGUCUCGAGACCAUAAAAGAACACUAAAACAAAUAAAGAAUACGUGGGAAUUAAUUUAGAAGGGCCCAAUUACUAUUUUUGAGACGUCCGGUGGCAUUUGAGACAUUUUAUACGAUGAAACAUGUUUUUUUUUUAUAAAAUGCCCCUAGCGAAACUUUUAUGCCCUAAAUUAUUUUUUCCAGGAAUGCCUCCCCAAGUGUCCAGACUACGCCCCAUUCACAUAUCAAGGAAUGUGUGUGACCGAAGACACGGAAGCCAUUUUGGCUCGCCGACGAAACUUUUUAAUUGGCGCUGUGGUCGCCGGGUUCAUCGUUGCCUCGACUGUGAUCCUGAUCCUGGUCUCCAGAUGCAUGAAGUACAGAAAGAAGUAUGAAAAAGAGGCCCUCAUGCACAUGCCCGAGAUCCCCGAACUGGACCGGAAAAAGGUGAAUUUUUGUGUUUUAGAAGGAUUGGUUUGGGAAUUUUUAUAUAUGAAGCGACUUUUUAAACUCUACUUGACAGAUUCUAUGUUUUGAGUUGGAGGAAUUCACGAGUUUUUGGAAAAACGUAGGGCGCGAGCUGCCAAAAGUGGGAAUUGCGGAAUUCGUAUAGAAGUGGAAAUAUAUGGAUUUUUUAAUUGUAAAGAGCUUUUUUGGAUGUGCAUUAUGAUUGAAAAAUAUUAGGCUAAUUGGAUUUGCAAAUUUUUGAAGUAACCAUGGGCGCAAGCUGCGAAAAGAAAAUAAAGAAAAUCGGGUUUUAUGCAAAUUUUGCGAAGAAUUUUUGAACAUGAGCUGAAUAGUAUGAUUCUGUAGAGCCUACUAUGAUUUUUUUGUAAAAAAAUUCGCAAGUUUUUGACUAAAGGUAGGGCGCGAGCUGCCAAGUCUAAAAAUUCAAAAAAAGUCCUAGAAAUGAGCGGAAAAUUGUCAAGGCUUAAUCGAUGAAUAGCAAAUAGCUAUAAUAAAUUAUUUCAGCUCACCCAGCGACCAAAUAUGGGCAGAUUUACGCUGAUCAGCACCGAUGAAUUGGACGAUCCGGGUCGGAAUGUUCUUGGUCAAGGCGCCUUUGGGAUUGUGUAUGCUGUAAGUUUAAAUUGGGAAAGUGGCAGACUUUUUUGUCGAUAACGUAUUUUACAGUAGGGAAAUUAAAUUUAAAAAAAAAAAAUUUUUUUUUGGGAAUUUAUUGGGAUUUUUUAGAUUUUUAGCAAAUUUGAGCGUAUCUUGGGAGGAAUCGAAGCGUCCCGAGGAUAUAAUGAGUAUUUUGUUGAGCUAAAAAUAUCAAAAAUUUUCUGAAUUUGCCAAAUUUUGAACAAAAAUCGGGAAAUGUUAUGUUUCUUUGUCGUGAAAAUAAAAAAUAUUAAAUUUUAAUCCUAUUUUAGGGCAAAUGGAAGCCCGCCGGACACUCCAUGUCCAUUCCGGUCGCCAUCAAAGCCAUCAACCCAUCGGAGACGAAGAAUGUGACCGAAAACGAGAUGCUGAAAGAGGCCGGAGUCAUGGGAAAAGUACGCCACGAACAUCUGCUCCCCCUGGUCGGGGUCUGUCUCGCCAAAGGCGGACUCAAAAUCAUCACAAUUCUCCGACCCUUGGGCAGUCUGUUGAAGUUCCUCCAACAGUACAAACAACGGUUGGCCGCGAAACAACUGGUCCUUUAUCAAUACCAAAUUUCGUCCGCCAUGGAGUAUUUGGCCAAGAAAAAGAUUGUGCACAGGGAUUUGGCGGCCAGAAAUGUCCUAGUCAAGACGAUAAACCAUGUGGAAGUCACUGAUUUUGGGCUAGCACAGCUCUUGCAAAAUAAUGAAAAUACGGUGGUGAUCAAGGAGGGACGCGUGGCUGUAAAGGUACGAAAAUGAUGAGAAAUUUAGUGAAAUGUAAUGCAGAAGGGAGAAGAAGAGAAAAGAGCGGAGGAUUUGAGGAAAAUUGAGAUUUUUUACCUAAAAUAAGGUCAUUUUCACCUUGUUUUAGGUAAAUUGAUGGAAUUUUUGAUGAAAAAAGUCUUUGUGGUUGUUGAGAAAAGUCGAAAAUGAAAGUAUGAUGUGAUUUCGUCAAGAAAAUAGGCAUAAAACAGAAUGCCAAAAAUUCAGGGGAUCGUGUCGUGACUAAAUUUUUUUGUUUUUUGUACCGGGAAGAUGGAUGAAUUGAUAAAACAGACGUCUAGUAAGACGAAUACGUUCAAUUACACAUAUUUUUUAUGUUACUUUACUAAAAAAAAUCAUUUUUUUCCAAAUUUUUCACUUUUUCAGUGGCUCGCCCUAGAAUCCCUCAGAACGCACGUAUUCAACGAGAGGACGGACGUGUGGGCGUUUGGAGUGACUUGCUGGGAGAUCAUGACCUUUGGCGAACCCCCAUACCGAGAACUUCAAGCCAUUCUCCAACCAAUCGCCAAUAAUUACAAUUUCGCCACGGAAUUUGCGAACCUGCUGGAAAAGGGCCACAGAUUGAAACAACCCCUCAAUUGCUCGCAGGAAUUGUAUGAGGAGCUAUUGAAUUGUAUGUUUAGAUAAUUUUUUGACAAUGAAAAGGUGGUUUGUCAAUCUGUCGGGAAAAUAAUGUGGAUUCGUCGGGAGUUUGGAGCCGCCCAUUAUCGCUUUUGUGAUGGCUAACUGGAGAUUUGAUGCAUCACAAAGACGAGUAGAGACAUUUUUUGCGACAUAUCCACAUUAUUUUCCCGACUGAAUGAUGUGAAAUUUGAAAUUUUUGGAAAAAAAUCCGUAUUUUAGGGGAAAUUCGAUGAAAUUUUUAUUUUUGACGACGUAUUUUGGGGCGAUUGAGAGGAAAUACUGUAGUUUUGAGGCGAAUUUUUGAGAUUUUCACUGAUUUUUGGAUUAAAAAAUAAGUGAAAAUCUCAAAAAUUGGCCCUAAAGCUACAGUAUUUCCUCUUAAUCUCCCUAAAAUGCGUUUUCAAAAAUAAAAAUUUCACGAAUUUUCUCCUAAAAUACGGAUUUUUUUGUCUAAAAUUUUCCUAAUUUCUGAUAUCAAAGAUUUUAUCAGUCUGUCGGGAAAAUAAUGAGCACCUUGUUGCAUCGAAAAUUGCAUUGCUGCCGAGAAAAUGAACUUGAUUUUGUCGCGAAACAAUUCAUUUUCUCGGCGGCGAUGCGAUUUUCGAUGCAACAGAGUGCUCAUUAUUUUCCCGACAGACUGAUACCAUGUUAGGUAUCAGAAAUUGGGAAAUUUUUUGACAAAAAAUCCUUAUUUUACGGGAAAAUCCGACGAAAUUUUUAUUUUUGAAGACGUAUUUUAGGGAGAUUAAGAGAAAAUACUGUAGUUCUAGGGCCAAUUUUUGAGAUUUUUACUGAUUUUGGGAUUAAAAAAUCAGUGAAAAUCUCAAAAAUUCGCCUCAAAACUACAGUAUUUCCUCUCAAUCUCUCCAAAAUACGUCGUCAAAAAUUUGAGAAAUUUUUCAAUGUAACAAAAUUUCAUCGCGGAUUUUGUUUCCAGGCUGGCUGAUCGACCCCGAAAGUCGACCGACUUUCCGCGAACUGAAGACCAAAUUCGAGAGUUUCGCCAGAGCCCCCCACCUCUACGUACAGGACCGACAAGCGGUCAGUCAGAUGGAGUCGAUCUCCGAGCAGGAACAGCGAGCAAUGAUCGAGCGAAUGCUCCAGGACAGCGACUUUGAGAACCCCCUCGAACUGGACCCCUCCGAUUACGGCCCAAUCAAACCGAACCGACAUAGUGAGAAUACGGAGGAAACCUUCUUGCCCGACACCCCAACCAGCUCACAUUUUGGGAACAGGAAUCCGGUGAGUUGAGCCACAAAAAAUUCUGGGAAAAUUGUAAAAUGAGAGGGGAUAAUAGUGAAAUUUUCAAUUACAGUUCGGAACGGACCGCUCAAUCAGCGUUGGCUCCCGGUUGCCUCGGGUUUCGGAUGCGAAUUCGAUGGAAGAUGAAUAUCUACAGCCGAAAAAUGCUCUCGAACCCACAGAAAAUGGAACGGUUUACACUCCAGUGAUCGUCAAUUCGAAUCCAGGUAGGUUUUUUAUAAUGUAAAAUACGAUUAUACCAAAAAUUUUUGGAAAAUUUUUUAAGCGAUUUUUUGGAAAAAAAUUAAAUUUUUUUAUGGAAAUAUUGGAUUUUAUAGGAAUUUAUUAUAGUAAAUUGCUGAAUUAUAUCAAAUACCGCCUAAUUUUUUCAGAAUCACCUUCCCACGACUACCUAAAUGAUCCAUAUCAGAAGCUUUUGAAAACCCAACAAAACGAGACGGAGACGGCCUUUUGA